This is a messenger RNA of Xyrauchen texanus (razorback sucker), 4374 nucleotides long. Its product is annotated as BTB/POZ domain-containing protein 3-like. The record is from RefSeq and is a predicted model, not a curated record. Lineage: Eukaryota; Metazoa; Chordata; Actinopteri; Cypriniformes; Catostomidae. Gene Ontology annotation, cellular component: cytosol. Gene Ontology annotation, biological process: dendrite morphogenesis; neurogenesis; cerebral cortex development. The coding region runs from base 763 to 2316 and encodes 517 amino acids. The transcript has 4 exons. Gene Ontology annotation, molecular function: protein binding.
UUAGAGAAAUGCUGAAAAUCAGAAUCCAUCUAGGGGGAAAAGGGCUGUCACUUUAAUUAAAGAGGUCUUAGCAUAUUCUAUUAGGUGCUGUGUAUGGCAGUUUCAGCCAAUCAAGGCUCUUGAGAGUGCUCAUUGGUUGGGCUGUGAGGGGAUGUCUGGCUUCCAUCGGUAGGGGGUUACUCUCUCCACUCCAUCCUUCCAUUCACUCCCACAGUCAGUAAAACACACGUCAGAGCACAGGUCCACAGCGAGCAAAUCCUGCAGAGCCUUGUGUACAGUAUGUGUGUGUCAGAGCGUCCAUAGGAGAAAGAGAGUGAGAGAGACAGUGUGGACUGGCUGCUUCUAAACCACUGCAGGAGGACUACAUCUGGGACAGUCACAGAAAAGAAGAGAGAGAGAAGGAAUUCGAGGAUAAACGUUUAUUUAACAGCACAGUUAUGGGGACUUAUCUCUGCUGUCCAACAAUGGAUCAAACUAAAAGCAAAAGACAGAAAAGUCAGUCACCUUAUACGCUUUAAAUUUCUGGUGGAAGAAGGAGAUUAAAUUGUCAGUUUGCUCUCAGAAGGUGAAGACUUGGAUUGGAUUUUUUUUUCAUCUUCUUUCUUCUCCUUUUUCCCUCUCUGUUUAAAUUGAUUGCUGUGCUUUCUGGCUCCUCAUCCUUCACGCUGUGUCUUAACAAGUCUUUACCUCUCUCAAAUCCUUCCUUUCCUUCCCAACAUCUUCUCUGCAUGCUUUCCCACUGCUUUGCAGGUGAACACACUCAUGGUGGAUGCCAAGGGAAGGAACAUGAAAUGUCUGACGUUCUUGUUGAUGCUUCCAGAGUCAGUUAAGGGCAAGUCCAGCAAAGGCUCCAAAAAGGGGAGUCCCAGCAGCUCUUCCAAGCUGCCCCCUGUCUGCUAUGAAAUCAUCACCUUGAAAACCAAAAAGAAGAAGCAGAUGGCCGCAGAGAUUUUCCCAACCAAAAAGCCGGCAUCAGCCACCACUAUGCAGCAGUACCAUCAGCAGAACUUGAACAACAACAACACCAUCCAAUGUUGCAACUGGCAGGGUCUCUACUCCACCAUUAGAGAGAGAAAUUCUGUGAUGUUCAAUAAUGAACUGAUGGCUGAUGUUCAUUUUGUUGUGGGCCAGUCAGGAGGGACUCAGAAGCUCCCCGGACACAAGUAUGUCCUUGCUGUGGGAAGCUCUGUUUUUCAUGCUAUGUUCUAUGGAGAGUUAGCCGAAGACAAGGAUGAGAUCUGUAUCCCUGAUGUGGAUCCCCCAGCCUUUCUGGCUAUGCUAAAGUACAUUUACUGUGAUGAAAUUGACUUAAGUGCCGACACUGUGCUGGCAACAUUAUACGCAGCCAAGAAGUACAUAGUACCGCACCUGGCUCGGGCCUGUGUCAACUUCUUGGAAACGAGUCUGAGUGCCAAGAACGCAUGCAUUCUUCUAUCUCAGAGCUGUCUGUUUGAAGAGCCAGACCUAAAACAACGCUGUUGGGAAGUCAUUGACGCUCAGGCUGAGCUGGCUCUUAAAUCCGAGGGCUUUUGUGACAUUGAUGCUCAGACCUUGGAAAGCAUACUCAGGCGGGAGACCCUAAACGCCAAGGAGAUUGUAGUGUUUGAAGCGGCACUGAGCUGGGCGGAGGCUGAAUGUCAGCGUAGAGAGAUGAACACAACAUUUGACAACAAACGCAAAGUACUGGGCCAGGCCAUCUACCUGAUCCGAAUCCCCACCAUGGAUCUUGAUGAUUUCGCUAAUGGUGCGGCACAGUCAGGAGUGUUGACGCUGAAUGAAACCAAUGACAUUUUCUUAUGGUACACAGCAGCCAAGAAACCCGAGCUGCAGUUCGCCAGUCAACCUCGAAAGGGUCUGACACCGCAGAAGUGUCACCGAUUCCAGUCUUGCGCCUACCGCAGCAACCAGUGGCGUUACCGUGGACGCUGUGACAGUAUUCAGUUUGCAGUCGAUAAGCGAGUGUUUAUCGCUGGUUUCGGGCUCUACGGCUCGAGCUGCGGAUCUGCAGAGUACACCACCAAGAUUGAGCUGAAACGGCAGGGAGUUGUGCUGGGAACCAACCUCAGUAAGUACUUUUCAGAUGGUUCCAGCAACACCUUCCCUGUUUGGUUCGAGUAUCCGGUUCAGAUUGAGCCUGACACUUUCUACACGGCCAGUGUGGUUCUCGAUGGUAAUGAACUAAGUUAUUUCGGACAGGAGGGUAUGACGGAAGUUCAGUGUGGGAAGGUGACCUUCCAGUUUCAGUGUUCCUCGGACAGUACCAAUGGCACAGGUGUGCAAGGGGGGCAGAUUCCAGAGCUUAUCUUCUACGUCUGAGUUUCCAUUUGCAAGACAAAAGACCAGUGUGAAAUUGGAAUAGCUUUUCAUUGCUUACAAUAUUACUUUUUUACUACAUGGCAAAAGUUUCUUCCAGUGUUGUCAAUCCAAACUAAAACAUAACAGGUAUUUCAAGAGUUUUAUUUUAAGCUCGUAGUGGGUUUUGAAGGACUGACAAACCAUGAAGGGUUUCACUGUUAUUUCUCCAGGUACUCAAGUUGUACUUAAAUAUUUUAUAAUGUGCUCUACAUAAAGCUGUACUUGUUUACAAGGGGACAUUUUCACAUUUCAAUAGGCUAUUGUGCUUUAUUUAAGUUAUUUUUUAUUUCAAAUAUAUUUUUAUUUAAUUUGAGAGGGACAUUGAAAAGAAAACAAACCCAUGAGCACUGGAUAUAAUGUUAUACAUGUAAAGUAUUUAAAUGUGUUAUAUGCAUAAAUUCUAUGUACAGCUAUACUAUAUUACCACUCCAUGGCUAUAUCUGCUGUUUUCAAUGAUUAUGCCAGGUUAGUCAAAGCUUGAACAUGUAUAUUGUAGCAAUAGUGAACAAAAUAUUCAAACUUAAGAUAAAUGUCUAACCCCAAUAUUUCUUCGCAUUACACUUCAAGGCAAUCAAUAAAUCUAACACCAAAGUAAUCAUCACCAUCCCUGCAUCAGGCCAUUUAUAUGUAACUACCUUUAAUAAUAAACAUAAUUUGCAAGCACAAAACAUCUUAGACAGAAUUUUUAUUCAUCUUUUAAAGUAAUCAAAUCAUUAAGAUAGUCACACUGGCAAAUCUAACAUAUAGAACAUUUUGAUCAUAAACAUGCGUGGUUUACACUUAAAUAAACUCUGAAGUGGAGUCUUAUGUACAGUGAACUGCCUUAUAUUGUAUUAUAUUCAUCAUAAAGAGCAUCAUAAAUAUUUAUCUAGCUAUUAAUACACAGUUUUCUGAGUUCAAUAAAAAAUGACUUUUUUAUUUAAUCCUACUCACCAUCAGUAUGUUUUUAAGUAUUGAAUUCUCUUUCACUAAUGCACUAAAAAUGCACUGAAAAAAAUGCAUGAACAACAUUUCUUUCAGCUGAAAUAACAGGUUACAUAUUCAUAGGAGCCGCAAAAUGUGACGUUUUGGGAUAUUGUGCUAUAAUUUCCACCUCUGUAAUUGCUAUGUUCAUGGCUAAUUAGCAGCAUAAUUAGCUGUCACACAACAAACCCGUCUUCACACUACUAAAUGGGAUGUUGUCAACUAGCAUAAUAUCAUGUAUUUUUUAAGACAAGUUAUCAUGCAUUUUAUUUGUCUGCUCUGGGCUGUAAUUACCAGCAUUGUUGACUUUUUUUCUCUUUUCAUUAAGGUGUCAAAAGCAAGAAUUCAGAGUUAAUUCUAUUCCCUGCAGAACUUUAGUCACAGACAUACAUUAGCAAUGAACAGAAGACAAAUAAUUCCUCUUUAAACUGGUCAAGAAAUGACGUGUCUUACAUUUUUUCAUAAACAGAAUGACAUUAUUUUCCUAUCAUUUUAAUUAGAAAUCUUUGCAUAAAUCUGCCCUAUUUGAUAGCAAAAUAAUUGUCUUGUACCAUUACCGUCUACUGAAAUCUUCAUAAACUUAUCUGAACACCAUGGGUUAUACAAACCACAUUGUUAGCUGUCUCUUAUAAUGUUUACUUUAAAAUGUGCUGAAUUUUUCUACAUGCAAAUCAUGAAAAAUUGUAAAGUUAUGGAUUCUUUGUGUGCUGAUGUCUUUUUUUAUUUACAAGUGAAUUUACUCAUCACAUGAGCUAUUUUAAUUAUUGUGCACUAAUUAGAAGAGGUUAUUGAUGGAGCUUGUUGUGUGUAUAUAAUGAACACUUCUGUGAAUGUGUAUAAAGUGUUUUACAGUACAGAGAGACUUAUGAAUGUGUAUGAUAAUUGAACAUGCAAAUAAACUGAACAAGCAGUUCUGUUAUGACAUCUUGAGUGGCUUUUCACCUAUUUGUAACAACUGUGAACAACUGUACAGAUGAGUUGCAAGAUCUAAGACUGCUCUGCCCUGGUUUUUUAUUUGUAUUUUAUAGAUGUGUUAUGAUCACACUGUGUAGCAAU